AUGAGUGAAAGUGCACCAUGCUGUCUUUGGGACAUCUCAGUCUUUGCUGUAAAUGAAAUCAAUGAGAACCCAGAACUUUUACCAAACAUCACACUGGGUUUCCGUAUAUACGACUCCUGCUUUAAUGAAAUGCAGGCUGUGGAAGGAGCAAUGAGCAUGCUUUCAGGGACGGAGAAUGCAAUUCCUAAUUAUGUUUGUAAUAAACAAUCAAAGAUGGUGGGAUUAAUAGGAGAUCUUCAGUCCUCCUGCUCCCUUGCAGUAGCAAGUAUUGUGGGCCUAUACAGAUUUCCUCAGAUCAGUUAUGGCUCAGCUUUCUAUGAGCUAAGUGACAAAAUCCGUUACCCUUCAUUUCUGCGAACUAUUAUGAGUGACAAGGUGCAGCCAUAUUAUUUCAUUAGGUUGAUGAUCCAUUUUAACUGGACCUGGAUAGGAAUUCUGGCUGCUGAUAAUGAUUUUGGCCUCUAUGACAGUGAGCUUAUGAGAAAAGACAUUGAGGCAGCUGGGAUUUGUGUGGCCUUUUUCAUGCGGAUUUCUGCCCAACACACCAGAGAUCAGUCACUCUCCAUUCUCCAAGUCAUCAAAAGAUCAGCAGCCACAGUUGUGGUACUAUAUUGCUCAAUGCCAGAACUGAUCCCUUUUAUGAAAGUAGCAAAUGAAGAAAAUAUAACAGGAAAAGUCUGGUUUGCCAGUGGAAGUGCCAUGUCGUCUCCCAUAUUUUCAUAUAAAGAAUUUUGGAGAAUAUUAAAUGGAACAAUUGGGUUAGCACUCCCUGUAGCAACAAUCCCAGGAUUUAAAAAUUUCCUUUAUAGCAUUCACCCAUCAUUGUACCCAAAUGAUAUGUUCAUGAAACCAUUUUGGGAAAGUAAUUUUCAUUGCUUGUGGUAUAGCUGGAAUGAGACGGAAACAACCAGUAAUGUAACAACUCCCUACUGCACGGGGCUUGAAAACCUCAAAGCUUUAGAUGACUACCAUGAAAAAACCUCAGCAUAUGCCAUUCUUGUUUACAAUGCGGUGUAUUCAUUGGCCUAUGGUAUCAACAACAUGACUUCCUGCAGAUCAAAUUUUCCGUGUUUUAACAUAAGUAAAUUGGACCCAUGGAAGGUUUUACAUUAUGUAAAGAACGUGAAAGUGGAAAUGAAUGAUGAGCAGGAGUUGGCCUUUGAUGAUUAUGGAGACCACCCAAUUAGACAAGUGUAUGUGAACUGGCAAGCUCUCCCCAAUGGUGUAACACGAUAUGUCAAUUUUGCAAAUUUAAUAGAAGAUCCUGAACCUCAUCUUGUUAUUAGUAACAAUACAAUCUGGAGUGGAAAUUAUAGGGAAGCACCAAAAUCCAUAUGCAGUGAGAGCUGCCCCCCAGGAUACAGAAAGGCCCCACAGAAGGGACAGCCUGCCUGCUGCUUUGACUGUAUCUUAUGCUCGGAAGAUGAGUUGAGCAAUAAAACAGAUUCCACAAGUUGUAUGAAAUGCCCUGAAGAUAUGUGGGCAAAUGAAAGGCAUGAUGGCUGCAGGGAUAAAACACUGGAGUUUCUCUCAUUUGAAGAGAUCUUAGGUGGCACUUUGGCUGCUCUUUCGAUAACGGGAUCUCUCCUUCCCCUGAGCAUCCUGUUUAUCUUCUUAAGGAAUGCUGAUACUCCAGUUGUGAAAGCAAAUAACCGGAAUCUCAGUUACACCCUUUUGGUUUCCCUGUUUUUCUGCUAUCUCUGUGCUUUAAUGUUCAUUGGCCGUCCCAUUACUAUAACCUGUAUCCUCAGGCAAUUUAUAUUUGGGAUCAGUUUUGUGAUGUGCAUUUCAUGUGUGUUGGGAAAGACAAUGAUGGUGGUGAUCGCCUUCAACCUCACCCAGCCAAGGAGCAGCAGGAGAAUGUGGUUGAAUUCUCGAGUAACGAACACCCUGGUGCUUGUGUGCACAGCUAUACAAGUGAUUAUAUGUGCUGGGUGGCUUGCACACUCUCCCCCUUUUCAAUACACUGACAAUAAAUCUAAGGCAGGCACCAUUAUUGUGGAAUGUAACAAGGGAUCGCCAACAGGUUAUUCAUGCACAAUGGGAUAUAUGGGGUUUUUAGCUACUUUGUGCUUUGUAGUUGCUUAUUUGUCAAGAAAGUUGCCGGGCAGUUUCAAUGAGGCCAAACUGAUCACCUUUAGUAUGCUGAUAUUUGGAGCUGUUUGGAUCUCGUUCAUCCCAGCCUACCUCAGCACCACAGGGAAGUACAUGGUGGCAGUGGAAGUAUUCGCCAUUUUAUCUUCAAGCAUUGGAUUAGUGACAUGUAUAUUUUUGCCGAAAGUCUACAUCAUUAUUCUGAGACCUGAGAUGAAUAAGAUUGGAAGAAAAAUAAUAAAAGAAUAA
This is a messenger RNA of Xenopus tropicalis (tropical clawed frog), 2343 nucleotides long. RefSeq names its product extracellular calcium-sensing receptor. Lineage: Eukaryota; Metazoa; Chordata; Amphibia; Anura; Pipidae. The record is from RefSeq and is a predicted model, not a curated record. Bases 1 to 2343 code for a protein of 780 amino acids. The transcript has 6 exons. Gene Ontology annotation, molecular function: G protein-coupled receptor activity. Gene Ontology annotation, biological process: G protein-coupled receptor signaling pathway. Gene Ontology annotation, cellular component: cell periphery; membrane; plasma membrane.